Messenger RNA from Melampsora larici-populina 98AG31, 798 nucleotides. RefSeq lists its product as uncharacterized. Lineage: Eukaryota; Fungi; Basidiomycota; Pucciniomycetes; Pucciniales; Melampsoraceae. The coding region runs from base 1 to 798 and encodes 265 amino acids. The transcript has 5 exons. The record is from RefSeq and is a predicted model, not a curated record.
AUGGGUUUGUAUUCCAGUCCUCAAUUAUUGGCUCAUUCUAAAAUUCAAAUCGGCCCGUGUUCUCAUCCAGUUAACACUAUAGCUCUCACCAAUUCACUGACCUAUCUUUCACUAGGUUUAGCCAAUGUACGUAGAGGAUUGGAUUCAGAAAGUGAUGAUUUGGGUUCACUCUGGGGUACAUCAUUUGAGAUUUAUCCAGAUGAACCUUUAGGACCAGCCACUGCUUUGGCUGAAGGAUAUGUUCCUUUAAGUCAAUUUCAUUCGCAAAAACGUUUGACUGAUCUUACUAAUAGGAACCAUACCAUUCAAGCUGAUCACGUUUUCAGUCUAGAUCAAUGUAAUCUUGAUGAGACACAACCGCUUAUUGAAUCCGAGACAUCAAACAUGGUCCCACCCAGCACUCCUCGUACAAUCAAAGGGCCAAGGAAGCGAAGGCAGAAAACACUAGAUCCCAAAGAACCACGUAGGUUGCUUGCACCAGUUGAGCUCUAUGACAGACCAUGGUCAGGUUUGAUAACAGAUGAUUCUCAAAGCUUACUUGGCACGUCCGGUGAUCCGCACACUCGUCGACCACCUAAACAGUCCAAAACUGAUCUUUCAACAUAUACUCCUUUAACUAGACUUCAAAAUUGGUACAACAAGCCUAAGGAAUCAAACUUUGGUUUUGGUGCUUCAAAUCAACGGGACACUGAGAAGACGUUUGGAUCAACGUUUAAAAAUCCUUCUUGUCAUGCUACUGCACCUUCUCAAUGUAAAUUGAGCUUCCGAGUGCUCCUUCCACAUCCUUGGGACUGUUGA